AUGUCUUCCCUCCGACGACUCCUACUCCUCGUCGUCGUGGUCGUCGGCGCCGUGGCGGAGCGGCCGACGGUGUACGAAGCAAUCGGAUCGUACGGACUUCCGCAAGGCCUGCUGCCGGAGGGGGUGACGAACUACAAGCUGGACGUCUCCACCGGAAAAUUCUCCGUUUACUUGGACAAGACGUGCAGCUUCACCAUCCAGGGAUACAACCUCAAAUACAAGACCACCAUUACCGGCACGAUCUCGAACAAUAAGAUUAGGAAUCUCACCGGAAUCCAGGUUAAAAUUCUGUUUCUGUGGUUGAAUAUUGUCGAGGUCACUAAGGACGGCGCCAAUCUGGAGCUCUCCGUCGGGAUCGCGUCCGCCGGUUUUCCUGCCAACGAUUUCGAGGAGAGUCCGCGCUGCGGCUGCGGAUUUAAAUGCGCCAAUUCGAAUAAACCUUUUGCCUCUCUUUGA
Molecule: messenger RNA, 456 nt
Organism: Salvia splendens (bonfire salvia)
Lineage: Eukaryota; Viridiplantae; Streptophyta; Magnoliopsida; Lamiales; Lamiaceae
Exons: 1
Coding region: 1-456 (151 amino acids)
Source: RefSeq, a predicted model, not a curated record